This is a messenger RNA of Marmota flaviventris (yellow-bellied marmot), 1953 nucleotides long. It is a transcript of the gene Apba3, whose product is annotated as amyloid beta precursor protein binding family A member 3. NCBI's taxonomy places the organism in Eukaryota, Metazoa, Chordata, Mammalia, Rodentia, Sciuridae. The record is from RefSeq and is a predicted model, not a curated record. Gene Ontology annotation, cellular component: dendritic spine; cytoplasm; plasma membrane. Gene Ontology annotation, molecular function: protein binding; amyloid-beta binding. Gene Ontology annotation, biological process: chemical synaptic transmission.
CCGCGGCGCGCGGCGGGAGCAGCCCCGGGAGGAGCGGGCGCCCAGCAAGCCCCAGCCCCGGGUGCCUCGGAUCCGCAUGGGGACGCCGGCCGGAGCCUGAGCCAGCCGCGGACUUCCUGACGCCCCCCGGCCGCGCUCAGAGCCUCCCGCCAUGGACUUGGAGAAGCCCAAGGACCCGCUGGUGCCCUCGGAGGACCUCAGCACUGAGAGUCAGUGGGACGCGGUGCCUGAGGCCCCCGGCAGCCUGGGUCCGGUGGACCUCGAGGGGUCAAGCGUUCAGGGCCUGGUGCAGCAGUUUGAGGCUCUGCCCGGAGACCUGAUGGGCCUGCUCCCAGACAGCGCACCCUGCCCUCUGCACAUUGCCACUGGCCAGGGCCUGGACCCCCACGACACGACUGACGCCCACGGCCUCUUGUCUGCUGAGGCUGGUCGGGAUGAUCUUCUGAGGCUUCUGCAGGGUGAGGGGCACUCGCCUUCUAAGCCUGGUGCCCAGGAGCCUCCAGAGCCUGCCCAUCCCCUGUUGCAGCCCCCUGAGGAUGCAGAUGGAGAGUCCGAGCCCCCGGGAUGGGCAGAGGCAGCCUCUGCCGAGCAGGGUGGUAGCAGGAGCUCCAGCAGCUCCCCUGAGCCCUGGCUGGAGACCUCUCCUUUGGUCACACCUGAAGAGCCACCUGACGGUGUCCAGGGCCCCAAGAGCCUGGCUUCAUACCCUGCCCUCCAGGAGGUACCCGGUCCCUGUGACCAUGAGGACCUCAUGGAUGGUGUCAUAUUUGGGGCCAAAUACUUGGGCUCCACCCAGCUGGUGUCGGAGCGGAACCCGCCCCCCAGCACGCGCAUGGCCCAGGCCCAGGAGGCGAUGGACCGUGUCAAGGCCCCCGACGGGGAGACCCAGCCCAUGACGGAGGUGGACCUCUUCGUCUCCACCAAGAGGAUCAAGGUCCUCACGGCCGAUUCCCAGGAGGCCAUGAUGGACCACGCCCUGCAGACCAUCUCCUACAUCGCUGACAUCGGCCAGGUCCUGGUGCUCAUGGCGCGGCGGCGGCUGGCACGGAGGUCACCCCAGGACCGAGGGCGCCGCCUGUGCAAGAUGAUGUGCCACGUCUUCCACUCAGAGGACGCCCAGCUCAUUGCACGAGCCAUAGGCCAGGCCUUCACCGUGGCCUACAGCCAGUUCCUGCGGGAGAGCGGCAUUGACCCCAGCCAGGUGGGCACCCAGCCCAGCCAGGGGGCCGCCAGCCCUGGCCACCUCCACAACGGGGACCUGGACCACUUCUCCAACCGUGACAACUGCAGGGAGGUGUGCAUCGAGAAGCGCAGGGGUGAAGGCCUGGGUGUGGCCCUGGUGGAGUCGGGCUGGGGCUCCCUGCUGCCCACAGCGGUCAUCGCCAACCUGCUGCACGGGGGCCCCGCCGAGCGCUCGGGCGCCCUCAGCAUCGGCGACCGCCUCACUGCCAUCAACGGGACCAGCCUGGUGGGGCUGCCCCUGGCCGCGUGCCAGGCAGCUGUGCGUGAGGUGAAGCCACAGACCUCAGUGAGGCUCAGCAUCGUCCACUGCCCACCCGUCACCACUGCCAUCAUCCGGAAACCCCAUGCGCGUGAGCAGCUGGGCUUCUGUGUGGAGGACGGCAUUAUCUGCAGCCUCCUCCGCGGCGGCAUCGCGGAGCGCGGGGGUGUGCGUGUGGGGCACCGCAUCAUUGAGAUCAACGGGCAGAGCGUGGUGGCCACGCGGCACGAGCGCAUCAUCGAGCUGCUCACCGAGGCCCACAGUGAGGUGCACAUCAAGACCAUGCCGGCCGCCACCUACCGCCUGCUGACGGGCCAGGAGCAGCCCGUGUACCUGUGAGGGCCACACCUCAGUGCCUUUGUCCCUGUGGCUCUCUGCAGCUGCCUGGGACCCCAAAGGAGAUUGUAGCCACCUAUUUUCUAACGUGAAAAAUUAAAAGUUUAUUGAAUGGG